UUCGACCUCUUUACUCUCCGAUCUGUCUCUCUCUCUCUCGCUCUCCGUCUAUAUACACAUCAUGUAUAUAUAUAUAUAUAUGCUUUGAUUUUUUGUUUAUUUUUCUGUUUGUUGAUGUGGAGGUGAUCGCGAUUUUUCAAACUCAGGUCUCGCGAUGGCUUCAAACCGGAUCUUCGAAGAACUCAAGCAUCUCCAGAUCUUCAAACAACUCAGGUUAUCGCCUUCGUGGUGGAGUGAAAAGCCUGCCAAACUUGUCGGCCUAGAGGAAGAUGGUUCGGUUGAUUGCACAAAUCGACGGGGUUAUGAGACCGAGGAGUGAAGAAAGAUCAAGAUCAUCAGGAUCGAGAUAGGGAUUGGGACCAAGACUGAGACCGAGAUCGAGACCGAUCAAGUUGGAGCAAGAGGAAACCAACCGAUGAAAUGAUAGGGUUUUCUAUUCCAAGAAAAGCUCGAGCGCGAUGGCAUUGGAUGUGCCUGUUGAAGCUCCUCCUCAGGUCUGGUUCUCCUGUCGCUACCAUCCCUCAGACAAGGGGAAUGCAAAAGUGGCUGUGUCUCUGGUUGGAUAUGAUCAGGAACUGAAGGAUGGGAGGUGCGCGGAAACAGAUGACAUUCUUCCAGAUGGAUUUAAACUGAAAAAGGAAGAUGGUGUUUUACUACAUGUCCUAUGCCAUGGGCAGAGGAUGCCUUACAUUUGGGGAGAUGAUGCAGAAGAUUUCCGACCUGAAAGAUGGCUCAACAAUGGUGUUUUCCAACCUAAAUCACCGUUCAAAUUCAUCGCAUUUCAUGUACGUUUACAGUUUACUUUUUUUUUUUGUUUACAGAAAAGAUUAUACGUGCUUAUAUUUAUUUCUGGCAAAAACAAAAAUGAAAACAUGGAGAUGGAACGCGUGAUCGAGUUUCCACACGCACGUGGAUCGUUGUCCCAGAAAGAGACCGCGUUUGGGUUGGGACAUUGCUCCUCAGGCCCUCAAGUGCCAGAGAUAGAUGGUGGCUUGCUCGGCCCGAUUGGGCCACUAGGAUUCGGCAUAUAUGAUGAUCUGCUUGGCCCUCCGAUUGACGGCGUAUAUCCUGGUCUGCUUGUUGCACCUAUUAACACACCAGAGCUUGAUUUUGGCUUGCUCGAUGCGCCAAAUGAUCCACCAGCAUUCGAAAAAAUUAUGAAGAAUUGGGCAUUGUCGGAAGCAAGUGAAGACAACAGAGGCAGGCGCAAAUGCUGGCCCGCUCGUCGUGCCUGUUGGUCCCCCAGUGCCUGCGCCUUUUGUUAAUCCGUUGCAAAAGAUUUUAUUUUUCUCAUUAAUGAUGGUCCUUAAACUCGUCGCAAAAACUUAAUCCCUAAUUACCUUCGCGCCCUCCCCCACCCCCUUACUUUUUCUUGCUCAUCCCUAUACUUUUAGACUUCUCUUCGGAUUUUUUUUUUUUAAAAAAAAAACUACCAGUUUUAUUGGUGAUCAUAUUUGGUUUAAUUUUCUGAAACUUGUUUAAGAUUUUUUUAAAAAGACUAAAAAUUAGUUUCGUGAAAAAAUUAAAAAUAUUUAUCAAUUUUAUAUAACUUUACAAAGGAUAUGAGCAAUUUUUAAAAAUCAAAAAAUCGAUCCCUAUAUAUAAAGCAUGAAUGCUGGGUGUUGAAAUCCUAAAAUGACGUCAUUUUGAGCCAUAACUCUGAACAAAACCCUUUCACUUUCUCUCUAUCGCACUAUCUGUGUGUGUGUGUGUCAUGUCUCUGCAAAAACUCUUCAAACCCCUACCCUCUCUCCAUCAGACCCCAAAUCCCAAACCCUCCUCUCUCUCUUUUGCAAAAACUCCUCAAAACCCUCUCUCCCUCUCUCUCUCCAUCAGACCCCAAAUCCAAAACCCAAACCCUAACUGGCAUAACAAUGAGUGAGAAGGAGAAGAUGGACAAAGAAAAUACACACAGACAGAGCUCUGAACCAGAAGAAAAGAACAAAGAAAGAGAAGUAACGACGGAGAGAGAAGACGGCCGAAAGGAGACGGAAGAGACGAAUGCACGCAAAGAACACUUCCACCCUUCAACCAGGUUUGUAGAUUCAAACUAGGGUUUUGAUUUGGGGAUUUUCACUAAAAAAUCAAGGUUUUGAUUGAACAAUUCCAAAAUUAUGUAAAAUUAGUGAACCUUAAGGAACUCUAGUUU
Messenger RNA from Camellia sinensis, 2149 nucleotides. The record is from RefSeq and is a predicted model, not a curated record. NCBI's taxonomy places the organism in Eukaryota, Viridiplantae, Streptophyta, Magnoliopsida, Ericales, Theaceae.